Molecule: messenger RNA, 1747 nt
Organism: Arachis stenosperma
Lineage: Eukaryota; Viridiplantae; Streptophyta; Magnoliopsida; Fabales; Fabaceae
Product: probable polyamine transporter At3g13620
Exons: 1
Coding region: 110-1495 (461 amino acids)
Biological process (GO): transmembrane transport
Cellular component (GO): membrane
Molecular function (GO): transmembrane transporter activity
Source: RefSeq, a predicted model, not a curated record
UAUCUUACAGGAAUCUAAUGGGAUUUGGAAUCAUGAUAAAUUCUUAGAGGCUUGAGUUCCAAGCCACACCAAUCCACAAUCAAGAAAAAAAUCACAUACACACAAGAACAUGGUUGUUUCCCAACACCUUCUUGAACACACAGAAGAAGAAGAUGUGGAGAAUUCAACCCAAAACCCAGACACAAACACACCAAAACCGCCACAAAAGAAGCUAGCACUUCUCCCUCUAAUCUUCCUCAUAUACUUCGAGGUCGCCGGCGGCCCGUACGGCGAAGAAGCGGCGGUUGGAGCAGCAGGACCGAUCUUCGCCAUACUGGGCUUCACGGCGUUCCCUUUCAUAUGGAGCAUACCGGAGGCACUCCUCACGGCUGAAUUGGCCACAACUUUCCCCGGCAACGGUGGUUUUGUCAUAUGGGCUAAUGAAGCCUUUGGGCCCUUCUGGGGCUCCCUCAUGGGCUUCUGGAAAUUCUUCAGCGCCGUCAUAAACUUGGCUUCAUACCCAGUUCUCUGCAUAGACUAUCUGAAACUCAUGAUCCCAGCUUUAUCUUCUGGUAUCCCUCAUACUCUUUCCAUUUUCAUAUCAACCUUGUUUCUAUCUUUUUUGAACUACUCUGGCUUGGCCAUAGUUGGUUACUCUGCGGUGGCUCUAGGAGUUGUUUCUCUGUUACCCUUUUUGUUGUUGUCCUUGAUUUCAUUGCCCAAGAUUGAUCCAAGUAGAUGGUUAAGUUUUGGCCAAGAGGGUGUGAAGAAAGAUUGGACACUUUACUUUAAUACAAUCUUUUGGAAUCUUAACUUUUGGGAUAGUGCUAGUACUUUAGCUGGUGAAGUUGAUCAACCCCACAAAACAUUUCCAAAAGCUUUGUUUUUUUCUGGCAUGUUAACUUGUUUUGGUUACAUAAUUCCAUUGUUGGCUGCAACUGGUGCUAUGGAACUUGACCAGAAGAAUUGGUCUGGUGGAUAUUUUGCUGAUGUUGCUGAAAUCAUUGCUGGGAAAUGGUUGAAAUUUUGGAUGGAGAUUGGUGCUGUCUUAUCAAUUGUUGGUUUGUUUGAGGCACAACUUAGCAGUGCUGCAUACCAACUUCUUGGUAUGGCUGAUUUGGGAUUCAUACCAAAAAUAUUUGGUGAUAGAUCAAAGAAAUUCAAUACUCCUUGGAUGGGGAUAUUGGUGUCAACAAUUAUAGCAGUUGCAAUGUCAUUUUUUAGCUUCAACGAGAUUAUAUCAACAGUGAAUUUCUUGUACAGUUUGGGGAUGCUGUUGGAAUUUGCAUCGUUUCUUUGGCUUAGGAGAAAAUUCCCAUUAUUGAAGAGGCCUUUUGAAGUGCCAUUGGGAAUGAAGGGUUUGAUCCUAAUGUGCCUUAUACCUUCUUUGCUUUUGGUGUAUGUGAUGAGUGUUGCCACAAAAGCAGUGUUUGUUGCAAGUGCUUUCUUGACUUGUCUUGGGAUUCUUUUGUACUAUCUCAUGAAUCUUUGUAAGGCCAAGAUGUGGGUUGAAUGAAUUCUAAGUUCAAUUGGAGGUAUAUGAUUGAUGUAUGUAAUUAUCUGUUAUUCUUGUGGUGAUACAAAUUUGGUUAGUGAUUCUUGUCACACAAUAAUUAGGAUCGGUUGGUGGGUGUAUUGUGUUUAUUUGUAUGUAGGGUUCUGUAGGAGAAAUUGGAUUCUCCUAUGUCUAGGUUUAUUAUUUAUUUAAUACUUUGUAAAUUGGAUUAUUAUUGAAUUUUAGUGUUAAUUAUAGUAUCAUUUUUGUUUG